GUCUCUCUCCAGUCUCCCAUAGUCCAGUCUCUCCACACCCUCCAGGGCAGUCUCCGGUUGGUGCGGCCGGCGGCAGCAAAGCGGAGUCACCCUCUCCCCGUCUUCCAACGGUCCAAAGGACUCCAAGCUCCAGACCCCAGCCAUGGAGAUGGAGAUCUACAUAAAUCUUGACAGGGGAGAAGAGACGGAUAGGAUGGAUGGAUGAUGCCCAGGCGGCCGUAGCCAGGUGCACUACAGCAGCCAGCAUCUUCCUCCUCCGAGCAGAGCAACAGAGGAAACAAGAAUGGCCAUGCCCACCUUCCACCUUGCUCCUGACCUGCCGCCCGUUUCCCGCCUCUGCUUCGGGACGAUGACGAUGGGAGAGCAGAGCGGGGCGGCAUGCUCGCUGCGCCUCCUCGACGCCGCCUACGAUGCCGGCGUCAACUUCUUCGACUCCGCUGAGAUGUACCCGGUCCCACAGCGCAGUGAGACGCGCGGGCGUAGCGAGGAGCUCCUCGGCCGCUGGUUGCGGGCCCGCCGGGCCCCACGAGACAGCGUCGUCGUCGCAACCAAGGUUGCCGGGCCUUCUGGGCAGAUGACAUGGAUUCGCGGCGGGCCGACGUCUCUAGAUUCGCGGAACAUCGCAGAGGCAAUCGAUGGCAGUUUGCACAGGCUAGGCGUGGACUACAUCGACCUCUACCAGAUACACUGGCCGGAUCGGUAUGUUCCGAUGUUUGGUGAGACAGAUUAUGAUCCGAACUGCCAGUACACGUCUGUUCCAAUGGAAGAACAACUGGAGGCUCUUGGAAGAGCAAUAGAUGCUGGCAAGAUCAGGUACAUUGGCCUUAGCAAUGAGACACCAUAUGGCUUGAUGAAGUUUCUUCAGCUGAGUAAGGAUUUUCAGUUGCUUCCAAAGCUACUGACAGUGCAGAACUCAUAUAACUUGCUGUGCCGAAAUUUUGAUUCUGGAUUGGCAGAAUGCUGCCAUCAUGAGAGAAUCAGCUUGCUGGCUUACAGCCCAAUGGCAAUGGGUAUACUUUCAGGAAAGUAUCACUCAUCUGAUAACUGUGGUCCACCAGACGCAAGAAUGAAUCUUUUCAAAGGGAGAUACUCUGAAGGCGAAUCCCGAUACAAACUGCAGAGCCCCAAAGUGAAAGCAGCUGUGAAGGAAUACACACAAAUUUCUGCAAAGUAUGGCAUUUCUCCAGUGACCUUAGCGAUUGCAUUUGUCUUGAGACAUCCACUUGUUGCAUCGGCUGUUUUCGGUGCGACUAAAUUGUGGCAGCUUGAUGAAGUUCUUCAAGCAACUACAGUCCAUCUUCCUGAGGAAAUUCUUGUUGAAAUCAAUGAUGUACAUGCAAGAUACCCUAACCCAUGCCCAUAGAAAAGCUUUGGGAUCAUGUUCGUUUGAUGAUUCACUGAUUGCAAUAUCCGUAUGGUUAGGAUGGAGCAGCAAUUUUGUCAGAGCCGAGUUAGCCAUCUACUUUUUUUUUUCUCGAAUACAGUUGGCCAUAGACUUAUCCUAUUCAUUCUUCAAGCUUUGUCAAAGUUGUCAAGAAGUGUCCAGAACAUGAAAUUACCUGUUUCAUCUGCCAUGUUACAUCUCUAAUUUUGUUUUCUGUUUGUUCACCAACUCAAAUAUUGAAAUGGCAAGCUGUGUUAAUUCAUCAUCA
Messenger RNA from Sorghum bicolor (sorghum), 1652 nucleotides. Its product is annotated as protein tas. The coding region runs from base 284 to 1363 and encodes 359 amino acids. The record is from RefSeq and is a predicted model, not a curated record. The transcript is spliced from 13 exons. Lineage: Eukaryota; Viridiplantae; Streptophyta; Magnoliopsida; Poales; Poaceae.